AUGAGUGCCGUUUUCGCAGGGCCCGAUCAUGCACAACUCGUUAUCAAUAAGACGCAGGCGCCCAAAGAUCUCCUGCCGACCGAUCAGCUGAAGUUCGGCGCCUCGUUCACCGAUCACAUCCUUUCUGUAGCAUGGGACUCAACCCAUGGAUGGGGCAUUCCGAAGCUGGAGCCAUACAAGGCGCUCUCUCUCGACCCAGCAGCAGCUGUGUUCCACUAUGCCUUUUGCUGCUUUGAGGGCAUGAAGGCCUACAAGGACGCCAAGGGAAAUGUGCGACUCUUUCGACCUGAGAAGAAUAUUCGCCGGCUCAACACAUCAGCCCAGCGCAUUGCGUUGCCGGCUUUUGAUGAAGCCGAAGUGCUGAAGCUGCUGGCCAAGUUUACGGAAAUCGAGAGUCGCUGGAUUCCAGAAGGCCGAGGCUUUGCAUUAUACAUCCGACCGACACUGAUUGGCACGGAGCCUGACCUUAGUGUGUCGCGGCCACAAUCCGCCUUGUUGUAUAUCAUUGCAAGCCCCGUGGGAAACUACUUUGGGACCAGUGGCAUGAAAGCUAUUUCACUCGAAGCCAUCUCUACGCCAGUGCGCGCGUGGCCCGGAGGCGUGGGCGACAAGAAGGUUGGCGGCAACUAUGCGCCGACGAUCGUCGCUGCAGAGCAGUCCCAUGCGCGCGGCUUUCAACAGGUGCUUUGGCUCCUGGGCGAUCCUAAGGUGCCAGAACAACAGUACAUCACUGAGGUGGGCACGAUGAACUUGUUUGUUGCGUGGAUUGACCACGAGUCAAACACCAAAGAGUUGGUCACUGCACCUCUUGAUGGCACGAUUCUACCGGGCAUCACACGCGAUUCGGUGCUUGAACUUGCACAGGAGCGGCUAGUCCCUCAAGGCUGGCGUGUGACUGAGAAGCGAGUGUACAUGACUGAGAUCAAAGAAGCGGCCGAGCAAGGCCGUUUACUAGAGGUGUUUGGCGCAGGCACUGCCCUCAUAGUGAAUCCCAUUCGGUCCAUCUCUUGGAACGGACAGGUGAUUCAUUGUGGGCUCAAAAAAGACCAGGAAGUUGGAGAUAUCACAUCCUCUAUGAAAGAUUGGAUUGAAGAUAUUCAAUACGGCGAGACGGAGCAUGCGUGGAGUGUUGUGGUUUGA
Talaromyces atroroseus is the source of this 1140-nucleotide messenger RNA. RefSeq names its product Branched-chain-amino-acid aminotransferase, cytosolic. Bases 1 to 1140 code for a protein of 379 amino acids. Gene Ontology annotation, cellular component: mitochondrion. Lineage: Eukaryota; Fungi; Ascomycota; Eurotiomycetes; Eurotiales; Trichocomaceae. Gene Ontology annotation, biological process: L-leucine biosynthetic process; L-valine biosynthetic process. Gene Ontology annotation, molecular function: branched-chain-amino-acid:2-oxoglutarate transaminase activity. The record is from RefSeq and is a predicted model, not a curated record. The transcript is spliced from 4 exons.